Molecule: messenger RNA, 7875 nt
Organism: Colletotrichum truncatum
Lineage: Eukaryota; Fungi; Ascomycota; Sordariomycetes; Glomerellales; Glomerellaceae
Source: RefSeq, a predicted model, not a curated record
AUGGAGGAAGACAAGAUCGAACCUAUUGCCGUUGUGGGCAUCAAUCUGAAGUUUCCUGGGGAUGCACUCACACCCGAGUCCUUCUGGGAAAUGUUACGUGACGGUCGGUCCGCGGCUGGACGCGUACCAUCAGACCGUUUCAAUAUUGAUGCAUUCCAUCACCCCGAUCCUAAUCGGAUGGACAGUAUUAGAUUUAAAGAGGCUCAUUUCAUGAAUGAGGACCCUCGAGAAUUCGAUGCCCCAUUUUUCAGCAUGUCUCCAGCGGAGGCAUCAAUCCUGGAUGCACAACAACGUGGGCUGCUUGAAGGUGCUUAUCGCACUUUUGAGAACGCUGGAGUUCCAAUGAGUAAGCUUGCAAGCUCUAGUACCUCAGUCUACGCAGCGACAUGCGGCAGGGACUUCGACGCAAUAUUUUUUAGAGACCCGGAGUUUCAGUCACGAUAUCAAGCAACAGCUUCCGGAUACUCUCUUCUUUCUAACAGAAUCAGCCAUUUCUUUGAUUUGCGCGGUCCGUCAUUAACCGUGGAUACCGCCUGCUCCAGUGGGCUCUAUGCAUUUCAUCUCGCAUGCCAGAGCCUGCUAUCAGAUGAAUCCGAUAUGAGUUUGGUUUGUGGUUCGAACACUUAUUUGACACCUGAGACCAUGAGCAUUCCUUUGAGCAACGCGGGGUUUUUAUCUGCAGACGGCCGCUCCUUCAGCUUUGAUUCCAGAGCUAAUGGCUACGCCAGAGGUGAGGGUUUUGGGUUUGUACUUUUGAAGAAACUUUCUCAAGCUCUGAAGGACGGUGAUGUCAUUCGAGCUGUGGUAAGAGCAACAGGUGCAAACCAAGAUGGAAGAACACCGAGUAUUACCCAGCCAAGUUCCAAUGCGCAAGUUCAGUUGAUUCGUAAAACAUAUGAGCGGGGAGGUCUAGAUUUUGCUACCACGGGUUAUGUUGAAGCCCACGGCACAGGUACUAUCGUAGGAGACCCUAUUGAGGCAAGCGCCAUUGGCCAGGUUUUCCGAGAUCACAGAGAUGAGUCUCGCCCGCUUUAUGUCGGCUCUGUAAAGUCAAAUAUUGGGCACUUGGAAGGUGCCAGUGGCCUUGCUGGUAUUUUGAAAGCCAUCAUUGUGCUCGAGCAAGGUGUCAUCCCCCCAAAUAUCUGGGUGAGAGAGGUCAACCCAGCCAUAGACACCAAGGAUUUGCGUAUAGAGUUUCCAACAAAAGCCGUGGCAUGGCCAACGACUGGCCUCCGACGAGCCUCGGUGAGUUCGUUUGGAUACGGUGGAGCAAACGCACAUGUAGUAAUAGAUGAUGCUUGCAACUACCUACGCCUACGAGGUUUAAAAGGCUUGCAUCAAACUACUGAGUUCCCGGGGGCUUCGCAAGACACAAGCGUCCUUGCUCAUAUCAAUGGGGACUCAAACGGUAUUGCCAACGGUCAUGCUGACAGGCACGUCACACACAAUACAAACGGCACCACCAACGGGCACAGCAACGGGUCAAUCGACCAUCAGACCACUAAAAUUCCCAGCGAUCUCGACGCUGAUGAAUAUAAAGGCAUUCUUGUUUUAUCAGCUGCCGAUGAAGAUGGACCAAGAAGGCUUGCGGGCGCCUUCGAAUCUCACGUUGAAUCUCUUCCUUCAUCCAAGCGAAAUGGCACAAUCUUGAAGGACUUGCUAUAUACUCUUUCAGUCAGGAGAAGUCACCUACCAUGGAAAUCUUACGCUGUGGUUUCUAGCAUAGAAAAAUCAUCCUCUGAAUGGACGUCUAGUCUUAUGGAACGAAUUCGGUCUUCCAAGGCUACUAACCUAAAGUUCAUUUUCACCGGGCAAGGAGCUCAGUGGGCAAGAAUGGGCCUCGGCCUCGUUCAAUACCCUGUCUUCAGAAGGGCUUUAGAUGAAUGCAAUGCCUAUCUGAAGUUUCUCGGCUGCAGUUGGUCCGUUUGGGAUGAACUGCGGCAAUCAGCGUCAUCAACACGCUUGAAUGACCCAGCUCUCGCUCAACCACUCUGCACCUGUAUUCAGGUUGCUCUUGUGGAGUUGCUACGAAGCUGGAACAUCCACCCGUCAGCUGUUUGUGGCCACUCAUCUGGCGAAAUCGCUGCAGCAUUUUGCGCUGGAGCCAUCACCCGCGAAAGCACAUGGAAAAUUGCUUAUUACCGAGGUGUAGUCGCCAAAAAGGCCCUGGAGAAUACCGAAAAAGAACCUACAACAAUGAUGUCUGUCGGCCUCGGCGAGAAAGACGUAACCGCAUACUUGACUGGUGGCCCACAAGAGUCAUCUGUUGCUGUCGGUUGCAUCAACAGUCCAAUCAAUGUCACCUUGACUGGAUCAAGGAAACAAAUCGAUGAACUUUGGCGCGUUUUCGAUAACAAAAAGAUAUUUGCUCGAAAGCUCGCAGUUGACAUUGCCUACCAUUCCAAAUUCAUGGACCCUGUCGCUUCAGAGUAUCUUAGUUUGCUCCGAGACAUUAAAGGACCAUCGAACCCAAGCCCCAAGGCAGAGAUUAACCCACCGAGGGUAGAGAUUUACUCUUCAGUUACUGGAGGAGCAAUCACUUUACACCAGUUGAGGGAACCAUCAUACUGGGUAAAGAACCUUACGUCUCCAGUCCGAUUCUCUGAAGCCCUGACGACAAUGAUGACCGGCGGUGAUUCUAAGAUGAGAGGUUCUAAUAAAGCUCUUCAUCUCCUGGUCGAAAUUGGCCCACAGGCCGCUCUUCGUCGCCCAAUUGAAGACACACUAUCAGGAACCUUCCGAAAUGACCAAUGGAUAUUCGCGCCUGUCUUGAAGGCGAACAGAAAUGACACAGAGUCUCUCUUGGAAACUGUUGGUCUUCUUUGGAGCUGUGGUGUGGAAGUCGAUCUUGGGACAGUAAAUUCAGCAUCUCAAUUUGUCAUGAAAAGGCCAAAGAUGCUGGCAGAUCUCCCCCAGUAUCCCUUCAGCAGAGCAAAGAAGUAUUGGGUGGAAAGCCGGUUGAGUCACAACUACAGCUUCCGUCCAUACCGACGACAUCAACUUCUUGGCUUGCGUUCCAGAGAUUGGAACCCAUCUGAGGCGUCUUGGCGACAUUUCAUCAAAUUCAAGGAGAACCCUUGGAUUGUAGACCAUGCUUUGAAUGGAUCGCCAAUCUACCCAGGCAGUGGAAUGAUCGUCAUGGCACUCGAAGCUGCGCGCCAGCUUUCAGCGGAAUCUGGACACCAAAUCAGCGGCUACAGACUCAAAAAUGUGCGUUUCCUCAGGGCCAUCAACGUGAACGAGUCAGAACAUGGUGUUGAGGCCCAGAUUCAUAUGCGACCACGUCGUUCAGUAACGCAUAACUCCGGCCAGUCUUGGUAUGACUGGCGAAUAUUUGCUGCCAAUGGUAACGAGUGGACAGAAUGUGCUUAUGGUAGCAUCAAAGUUGAGAUGGAGAUGGAAGACUCGCCCAGAUCAAGAGUUCGCCAUCUUAGUCGCAAUGACUCUCUUCGCAAGAGCUACCUCGACGCUGUCAACGAGUGCUCUCAGUCUGUUCAUCGCGAGCAAUUCUAUGACAAUCUCCGAAAAUGCGGCUUUGAGUAUGGCCCGUAUUUCAGGCAAUUGCACAACAUCACAUAUAGCAACAAUGGGCGCGCUGCAGCAACCCUACCUCUACGAGAUUAUGCUCAGAACAUGCCAUACGCCGCCGAAGACCCAUGUGUCAUUCACCCAACUACGCUUGAUAAUCUAGUCCAGCUGCAGAUCGUGGCUCUUUCCCUUGGAAGCUGGAGAAAGGUCCCGACCAUGAUGUUUUCUCAUGUGAAGGAGAUGUGGAUUUCUCAAAAGCUCUUCACUGCGCCUGGCAACCCGUGGCUGGCUGCAAGUUCCCACGAGACUUUCCGUGGAUUUAGAGAAGCAGAGUACUCGACCAUUGCUUUGCUUGCUGACACCAAGGAGCCUGUAUUCUCGGUCGAGGGCGAACGUGGAACUGCUAUUACAAGUCUGUCUUUGUCCGAUGUCGAUGAAAGCACCAACAGACUGUGCUACAAGAUUGACCUUCAGCCGGACCUGUCAAUUCUUACUGCAGACGAAACAUCCAAAUUACUGAAGCAAAAUUUUGAGAAUCUGGAAGCUCCAGAAACAGAGAUAGUCGAUCGCGGGGACGCGAUAGCCUUGCACUUCAUCGAAGAAGUGAUCAACCAGCUGGACCCCAAUAGCUUAAAUUUCGAUCAGGAUCACAAGCAUCUGCAGAGGUAUAUGGCCUGGAUGCAACGAGUAGCGGGGGACAGAAAUAGCUAUACUCUUGCGUCACGCGGCCACCCGAAUUUGAAAAUCGAGGAUGUUCUUAAGGAAGCGGAUGCAGAGCCCUCACAACGUCUAGUCAACAAGGUUGGGGAGAACUUGCAUAGCAUAUUGACCGGCAAGUCAAAUGCUUUACAGACUAUUUUCGAAGGAAAAUUAGCUGAUGGUUUCUAUCACUCUGCCAUGUUUACCGUCAGCUAUCAGAAGAUAGGCAACUACAUGAGCCUCCUAGCUCACCGGAAUCCGCACCUCAGAGUCCUUGAAGUCGGUGCUGGUACAGGAAGCUCCACUGCUCACAUCAUAUCUGCUCUGACGACCAAAUCGAUUCAAGGACAGGACGCAGUCAAGUUCGCUGAGUAUGCAUAUACGGAUAUAUCUCCGGGAUUUUUUGAGCACGCAAAAGAACGUUUCAGCAAACAUGUCGGCCGCAUGAAGUUUCAAAAACUAGAUAUCGAGAGCGACCCAGCUGAGCAGGGGUUUGAAGUCGGAACCUACGAUGUCAUUGUAGCAGGCAACGUCCUCCACGCUACAAGUGAUAUGCAUAGAACCUUGCGGAACGUGAAGAAGCUGCUAAAGCCGGGUGGAAAGCUUGUCAUGGCAGAGAUUGUCAAUGUCGAUAACAUCCGCGACGCAUUUGUUUUCGGUCUGCUGCCCGGCUGGUGGCUCCGAUCCGCCCCGGUCUCAGCUGAAAGUGGCCAGAGUCAUCAAGACCAAGGUCCUCUUUUGACCGAAGAGCAGUGGGCAGAUCUGCUCCCUCAAUGUGGAUUUACUGGCCUUGAUAUGGCAUUCCGGGAUCACGAGGAUAAGCCACAUCACCGGCUUUCUGUAUUAGUUGCGACCGCAGAGGGUGAAGAGCCACAGGCAGACGAAAGCAAGUCAAGAAAGUUCUACUUAGUCUCAGCUGCUAAGAGUCAGUCUGAGGUUACGGAUGCGUUGACAAGCGACCUUCAGACGCGGUACCCGGAGGCCGAGAUCAAGUCUAUAGCUCUUGAGCAGACCAAAGACAUAGCACUAUCAUCGGCAACUGUGGUAUCACUACUCGAGCUUGAAGAAUCUGUACUCGAUAAGGUCAACGAUGCAUCGCUCGAUGGCAUCAAACGACUUGCUCUCAGCUCUCGGCAUCUUGUUUGGGUGACUGGUCACGGAAGCGUUCCAGAAUCUCAAAUGUCGGUGGGAUUGGGACGCACAAUUUGUUCCGAGAGAGGGGACCAGUCAUUUGUCACGCUCAAUUUGGAGCCUGAAAAGCCGGCUUCGCUGAAGGCGAAUUCCAUUAUGAGGGUCAUUUCACAACUCUCUGAGACUGAAGUCUGGGCCGAGACUGAGUUUAUCGAGAAAAGCGGCUUGAUUCACAUCCCACGUAUUGUCCCUGAUGAUCAACUCAAUGGUAUUGUUCAUUCCAGAACCGCAAAGCCCGAUUUUCAAACAUUUACGACUGGUCAAGACCCAAAGCCGCACUUCAACGUCACCAUUGGUACUCCAGGUCUCCUAGAUACCAUUUUCUACUCAGAGGACCCAAAUUGUUCUGCACCCUUGAAAGACGGUGACAUUGAAAUCGAGAUCAAAGCUUCCAGUCUCAAUUUCAAAGAUGUGAUGAUCGCACUCGGACAGAUCCCAGGCAACGGUUUCGGCUUCGAUGGUGCUGGAUUAGUCUCCAAAGUCGCGCCUGGGAGCAGUCUCUCAGUUGGUGAUCGUGUGAUGUUCUGUUCCGCAGACGGUGGGGCUUUUGGAACCUAUGUGCGCUGUUCGGAACUCCAGGCGGAGAAGAUCCCAGACGGACUGAGUUACACGACAGCUGCGGCUCUUCCAGCAGUUUAUACAACAGCAGUCUACUCUCUCAUACAUACGGCCAGGCUCGAAAAAGGAGAAACAGUGCUUAUCCACGCAGGGGCUGGAGGUGUCGGUCAGUCUGCCAUUCAAAUUGCGAAGCUCAUCGGUGCAGAGAUCUUCGUCACAGUGGGUAGUGAAGUCAAGAGGAACUUGGUAAAAGAGCUUUAUGGCAUUCCUGACGAUAGAAUCUUUUCAAGCCGAGAUGCAUCCUUCGAAACGGAUGUAAAGUUGGCUACUAAAGGCAGAGGCGUCGAUGUCAUUCUAAAUUCGCUGGGUGGUGAGCUUCUUCAACACACCUGGGAAUGCAUAGCUCCUUGCGGACGUUUUGUCGACAUUGGUAAGGCGGAUAUCAUCAAUAAUUCUACCUUACCUAUGGGACCGUUUAACAAAAACGUCAUAUUUGCGGCUGUCGACGAAGCCGUACUCCAUGACGAGGCAAAACCUGUCUUCAAGAAAGUUAUGGCGCACGUCAUGGACCUGUUUGAUAAGCAUCCCGAGCUCCACGAGCCGCGACCUCUGCACAUUUUUCCGGCCUCAAAGUUGGAGGAUGCCAUGCGGUUCUUACAAGGAGGAAAGAAUACUGGAAAGGCUAUCAUCGACUUCGAAACUCCGGGAAAUGAAAUUCAGUACUUGCCCGUUUUAAAACCUACGUACAGCUUCGAGGAACACGCAACAUAUGUGAUAUCUGGAGGCCUGGGCGGUCUCGGUCGUAGAAUAGUCCGUUGGAUGAUAAGUCGAGGGGCUCGCCACUUCCUGCUGCUCUCAAGAAGAGGCACCGCCAACAACCCAAAGGCAAACAAGUUCAUUCAAGAUGUUGAAUCUCUUGGUGCAACCGUCUGGGCUCCCGCAUGCGAUUCAGCCAACCUGGAAGUUCUGGAGCAGAUAUUCCAGGAGUGUAACACAAAGCUCCCGCCAAUCAGGGGCUGCAUUCAAGCUGCCAUGGCCUUAGACGACCACCUAUUUGAGAAUAUGACCAGCAAAUCAUUCCAUACAGCCCUGUCCCCUAAAACUCUGGGCUCUUGGAACCUGCACUUCCUUCUCCCCUCAUCCCUGGACUUUUUUAUCCUCUUGUCCUCCUUCAGUGGCAUCAGUGGCAGCAGAGGUCAGUCUAACUAUGCCGCUGGUAACACUUAUCAAGACGGCCUCGCCCACUACAGAGUCAACAAUGGGUUGAAGGGCGUAUCGAUCAACCUCCCCCUGAUCGCCGAGGAUGGCUGGGCCGCGGAGAAUUAUGACAUUGUAAAAGCCAUGUAUCAAGCCGGCCACUCAGCGGUUACACAGGGCCAGCUCACGGCGCUUCUUGAUGCUGUUUGCGACCCCAGUUAUGAUUGCUCAAGACCAGGGGCAGCCCAGCUUCUGGUUAUGAGUGAUAGCCCGCAGACGCUAUGGCGGAUAACACAAAGCGGCACGGUAGCAUGGGGGAAUAAGCCUCUGUUCAACAAUCUCAUUCGGAUUGGGAAGUCUGGCGAGGCCGGGAUCGGUGGUGAUACCAGCCCAGGGGCCUGUGCGAAGAUUGAUUACCUUGCACUAACUAAAGCGACGGAGAACUUGGAAGAUGCGGCUGAAAUUAUACUCCAAGGCUUGAUCCAGAAACUGGCGAGCUCACUAUCAGUACCAGAGGAGAACUUGGACGUCAGGAAGCCCGCUUAUGUUCUGGGCGUAGACUCGCUCAUUGCUGUGGAGGUCAGAUAUUGGUUCAUGAAGAACUUGAGCACCGAAGUGGCAGUAUUCAAUAUACUGAAAGACCAGAGCUUGACGCAGUUAUGUCAGUCGGUAGCAGCUCAGGUCUUGCAGUUGAAGGGUUAG